AUGGGGUCGAAGCCCUCUGACGAGCGCGCCGUUGAUGACCAAGAGUCUGGAAACCAGAUUAUGAUUAACGAUGCCACAGAAAAGGCUUAUGUUCGAAAGAUGGACAUGUGGCUUCUGCCUUUUCUCUCCUUAAUGUACUUCUUCAACGCAAGUAACCUUGGAAAUGCCGAAACAGAUGGCAUGAGCAAGGACUUGGGAUUCGUCGGAGAACAAUACUCUCUACUUAUUCUGCUCUUCUAUAUUCCAAAUGGACUUUUUGACUUACCGCUGAACCUUUUAACUAAGCGUUACUCCGGUCGCAUUGUCUUGCCGGGACUCAUGGUAGGAUGGGGUGCCAUGGCACUUCUGCAAGCGGCCUGCAAGAACUUCGGUGGCAUGCUCGCUAUCCGUCUAAUCCUUGGGGCUUUCGAGGCUGGUUUCUUUGCCGGAGCUGUCUUUUAUUUGACCUUAUUCUACACACGAGGGGAACUUGGCUUUCGCAUCGCUUUGUUCUUUGGAAGCGCGGUGUUAGCUAGUGCCUUUUCCGGUCUAAUCUCGUUCGGAGUGUUUCGGAUUCAACACCCCCACGUUCAAGGGUGGAUGUGGCUUUUUCUCAUUGAAGGAGGUUUAACCGUCAUCUUUGGUAUUGUUGCCUUUUGGUGGCUACCUGCAAAUUCCCAAAGUGCUUGGUUCCUAACCCAAGCUGAGCGGGAAGUAGCUUCUCUCCGGUCCCUCCGAGAUGGCACUCGUAACCUCGGAGAAGAGUUUAGUCUCAAGCAGUGCUUUCAAACCUGGAAAGACUGGAAGUUUCCGAUCUGGUGCAUUAUCAGUUUUACUUAUCCUGUGGCAUUCUCUACAACAGCAAACUUCCUUCCUCUUGUCAUCGGUCUGUUAGGCUACAAUAAGGUGACGACAAACUUACUCACGGUUCCUCCAAACGUUACUGGCUUCUUGGUUCUGCUUGCUGUCACUUACAGCUCUGACAAGAACCGAGAACGCACCUUUCACAUCAUCGGUAGCUUGACGACAAGCCUCAUAGGCCUCGUUGUGCUGGCGGUCAUCGAUGCCCGAGCCCACGUUGGUGUCGCGUACUUCGCGACCUUCCUGCUCACUGCUGGCGCUUACAUACCGAGCUGUCUUGUUCACAGCUGGCAUAACAACAACAAUUUGAGUGAGAAUUCGCGGGCCGCAACGACUGGUUUGCUUGUGGGCCUUGGCAACCUGGGCGGCAUUCUCUCAGCAGGAACCUUCCGGACAACUUACGCCCCGCGAUAUGCUCCAACACUCCUUGCGACAGCUGGUUGCAAUAUUACCUGUAUAAUAUUCACUCUAUGGCUGGGAAUUUGGAUGCGUAUAGAAAAUAGCAGAAGGAACAAGGACCAGAGGGUUUCCCUAAGAGCGGAGGAUGUCGAAACACGGGACCUGAGCGAGGGCGAAAAGGAUCAGAGAUGGAGAUUUUUCAUUUAG
Molecule: messenger RNA, 1446 nt
Organism: Colletotrichum graminicola M1.001
Lineage: Eukaryota; Fungi; Ascomycota; Sordariomycetes; Glomerellales; Glomerellaceae
Product: major facilitator superfamily transporter
Exons: 6
Coding region: 1-1446 (481 amino acids)
Biological process (GO): transmembrane transport
Cellular component (GO): membrane
Molecular function (GO): transmembrane transporter activity
Source: RefSeq, a predicted model, not a curated record